GAGACUACAGCUAUCAUCAGUACGACGGUAGCCAUCAACUUAUAUUCCACCAUGGCGGACGCAAAGAUUCAAGAGCUGAUAAGCAAGCCGCGCAACGAGCUCACGGAAUACGAGAUUGCCCAGCUUGAGGAAUAUGAAUUCACUUCCGGCCCGCUGUCGAUCCUACAGACCGCGGUGCGUUCGCACACACAAGUUCUGAUUUCCUGCCGAAACAACCGCAAGCUUCUUGCCAGAGUAAAGGCCUUUGACCGACACUGCAAUAUGGUAUUAGAAAAUGUCAAGGAAAUGUGGACGGAGACGCCAAGAUUAGCGUCUGGGAAGAAGGGCCGACCGGUCAACAAGGACAGGUUUAUCAGUAAAAUGUUCCUACGAGGCGAUUCAGUUAUUCUGGUCUUGUUGAGCUGAGCUUUGUGUGGCAGUCGGAUUGGCCAUAACAACGCUCAAUGUAUCAUAUUGAUGAUUUGGAAAAUGGGACGGCGUUCAAUA
This is a messenger RNA of Xylona heveae TC161, 486 nucleotides long. RefSeq names its product small nuclear ribonucleo protein Sm D2. Gene Ontology annotation, cellular component: U2 snRNP; U4/U6 x U5 tri-snRNP complex; U1 snRNP. The transcript has 4 exons. Lineage: Eukaryota; Fungi; Ascomycota; Xylonomycetes; Xylonales; Xylonaceae. The record is from RefSeq and is a predicted model, not a curated record. Gene Ontology annotation, molecular function: RNA binding. The coding region runs from base 52 to 405 and encodes 117 amino acids. Gene Ontology annotation, biological process: RNA splicing; spliceosomal snRNP assembly.